This is a messenger RNA of Schistosoma guineensis, 1952 nucleotides long. The record is from the annotation of a GenBank genome assembly. Lineage: Eukaryota; Metazoa; Platyhelminthes; Trematoda; Strigeidida; Schistosomatidae.
UUUUUGGCUUGUAUCUUCUCAUUGAGGUUUAAGACUGCAAUUGAUCAGUCUGUUAUUGGCAUAUGUGCAUACUGUGCGUAUUCCUCGAUAUUACCUUCAUUCACAUCCAGCUGACCAGUACCAAAUAGGACGAAACGCGCGUCCUGGAUUCCAAUGCUAGCCACCAUCCAUCAUUGCUUAUAUCUGAUUGGUUCAUUUAUAAAAAUAUAAUCUCGAUUUGAUUGGUUCAUAUUUAUUACUCAUCUUAAUGUUCAUUGGUUCAUUGAAAACAAUACAAUCUAAUAAAAAGAGUCAUGUUACCAUGUCAACAUUUAUUUAUUAUUAUUAUUAUUAGUAAUCUAAUGAGUAACAUUAUGUUAAUAAGAUUAUUAAUUACAAUUAUUAUUAUUUCAUUUAUCUUAUUAUGUGCUAUUCAUCCAUCUAUAUGGUUUAUCAUUAAUCAUCAAUUAUGUUUAAAAGAGAAUAGUCCAUUAUAUAAUCAUUGGUUUAAUUCAUCUAUACCAAUUUAUAUACAAUUUUAUUUUUUUAAUUUAACAAAUCCAUAUGAAUUUCAAAAUGGUGCCAAACCUAAAUUAAAACAAUUAGGACCAUAUACAUAUAAUAUUAAAUAUUAUAAAUUCAAUAUACAACAUAAUUAUAAUAAUAAUGCAAUAAAAUAUCAACAAUAUAAACGAUAUUAUUUCAAUUCGAAAUUAUCAAUUGGACAUGAAACCGAUCAUAUAACCCAUAUCAAUUUAGGAUUUGUUGCCAUAGCAACUAAAUUGAAUUCGUUACCACGGUUAAUUAAUUAUUUGAUUGAAUUAUAUGAAAAAUAUCAUCAUUAUAAAUUAAUACAAAUUAAAACAAUUCAACAAUUAUUAUGGGGUUAUAAUGAUGAAUUCUUCUUAUUAUUAUCUAAUUAUGGAUUUAAUAUAACAAUGACAAAGAUUGGUUUAUUAUUAAAUUAUAAUGAUACAUUCAAUGAUGAUAUCAUCAUUCAUGAUGGUUUAAAAGAUCCUAAAAAUUUGGGCAAAAUCAUACAAUAUAAUAAUAAGACUAAAUUGAAUGAAUGGACAACAAUCACAGCGAAUAUGAUCAAUGGUACUGAUGGUACAAUCUAUCAUACUUAUAUAAAUAAACAAGAGAAACCCUAUAUAUUUCUGAAUGAUUUAUGUCGUUCCAUUCAAUUAACAAGAGAUUCAAUCAAACAAAUGAAUCAUUUAAAUGUAUUUAAAUAUUUAUUAUCUGAGGAUACAUUUAAAUCUGGUGAAUUCUAUGAGAAGAAUAAAGGAUUUUGUUUAAAUUGGUCAAAUUGUUUUAAAGAUGGUGUAUUGGAUAUGUCAUCAUGUCAACCGAAUGCACCAAUUGUGAUAUCACAACCACAUUUUUUAAAUGCUGAUAAAUCUUAUCAAAAUGCUAUUGAUGGUAUACAAUCUAAUAAUGAUGAAUAUAAUACAACCAUUUAUAUUGAGCCAACUACUGGUCUUAUUAUAAAAGCUCAAAUUAAAUUACAAAUUAAUAUUGUGAUUAGAAAUAAUAAAAAAAUCAGACAAUUAUCUAAUAUUUCAAAUGUUUUAUUACCUUUAGUAUAUUUCAAUGAAUCUGUCCAUUUAAAUGAAACAAUCACUCAUCAAAUAAAUAUGUUACUUAUUCAAUUGCCAAUGAUUAUUCAAAUUGUUUUAAUCAGUAGUAUUGUAUUCAAUGUUCUAUGGUUAUGUUCAAUUAUAUUUAAAUUAUUUAAACAAAACAGAUAUAAUUUAAAUGAUCAAAGAAUCAAUGAAGAAAAUCAGUGGUUAUUAAGUCAUCAUUGAGAAGGUGUCAAGGAAAAGUUUAUAUAUAUAUAUAUAUUUCAUGUAAAUACUGUAAACCAUAUGAUAAAUCAGAAUUCAUCAAUUGUUCUAUUCUAUUGUUUUCUUCAUGUUUCUAAUAUUUCUAAUCUCAUAAAUAAUAAUCAAUAAAUCAUUUGUUUUCAA